AUGGAUCGCAAAGACAUAAAAGUUGUCGGUCGUCGGUCCCGGAAAUCCCAACGGCACAAUCUGUCAAAACUCAAAAGAUGUCAAAAGACGUCAAAAAAGGAAUGGUGCACGAAAGAACGUUGCAUGGAAGGAUCAACCCUUCCCGAACCCCAAGAUCUUGCCUCAAUAAAACAUCCGAACGAUGAUGAGAGUCAGAUUUCCCCCGAUUUGGCUACAGGAAAUAAUGCCAACAAAAUUCCAGCUCUUGUUCAUACACUUUAUUACUCACAAGUAGUAAUGAUUUAA
Molecule: messenger RNA, 285 nt
Organism: Sclerotinia sclerotiorum 1980 UF-70
Lineage: Eukaryota; Fungi; Ascomycota; Leotiomycetes; Helotiales; Sclerotiniaceae
Exons: 2
Coding region: 1-285 (94 amino acids)
Source: RefSeq, a predicted model, not a curated record